Messenger RNA from Oncorhynchus masou masou (cherry salmon), 344 nucleotides. Its product is annotated as epidermal growth factor receptor kinase substrate 8-like. The coding region runs from base 42 to 344 and encodes 100 amino acids. The record is from RefSeq and is a predicted model, not a curated record. Lineage: Eukaryota; Metazoa; Chordata; Actinopteri; Salmoniformes; Salmonidae. The transcript is spliced from 5 exons.
CAGAGGCACUGAGAAGGCUUUUGACCCUGAGAUACGUUAAGAUGAAGACUGUCAGCAUGAAGAUUGUUGUUCUACUUGGAUUUGUGAUGCUUCUCUCUAUUGCUUUGGCUGAGCAUGAGCAUGGCCAUCAGCAUGUCAUUGAGAAGCGCUCUUCAAGUGAAGAGCGUGUCCGUGGCCCUGGCCCUGGCCGUGGCUUUCCAAACUUUCUCCAGCAGUACAACUACCUUCUGCUUCUGCAAAGACUUGGUCUUGUCCCAGCCCCUGCAGCACCAGCCCCAGCUCCAGCUCCAGCCCCAGCCCCAGCUCCAGCUCCAGCCCCAGCUCCAGCCCCGGCCCCAAGUUAG